This is a messenger RNA of Radiomyces spectabilis, 1093 nucleotides long. Its product is annotated as mitochondrial carrier domain-containing protein. Bases 91 to 987 code for a protein of 298 amino acids. NCBI's taxonomy places the organism in Eukaryota, Fungi, Mucoromycota, Mucoromycetes, Mucorales, Radiomycetaceae. The record is from RefSeq and is a predicted model, not a curated record. Gene Ontology annotation, molecular function: L-ornithine transmembrane transporter activity. The transcript has 6 exons. Gene Ontology annotation, biological process: mitochondrial L-ornithine transmembrane transport.
UUUUUUUUUCACUUUAUUUCGCGGGGAACUCGUUCACUCCCAAAAAGGUUGCUUUUCUUUACUGUUUCCAAACUUUUUAACAUCACAAUCAUGGCAGCUGACGCAGGAACCAAAGCCGGUGGAAAUCAAGCGAUCAAAGAUUGUGCCAGUGGCACCGUAGGUGGUAUCCUUCAGGUUCUCGUUGGCCAGCCUUUCGAUACCGUUAAAGUGCGUCUGCAAACUCAAUCGACCACCAAUCCCAUUUAUAAGGGCAUGAUGGAUUGUGUUCAGCAAAUUAAAGCCAAAGAAGGGUUUGCAGGUUUCUACAAGGGAACAAUGACGCCUCUUGUCGGUAUCGGUGCCUGUGUUUCUAUCCAGUUCGUGGUGCUCGAAUUUAUGAAGCGCCGAUUCUCCGGCUCCUCGGGUGAGUCGUUGACGAAUGGACAGUUCUACAUUGCUGGCGCCACCAGUGGUAUUGCCAAUUCCGUGGUGUCCGGCCCCGUCGAACAUAUUCGUACUCGUUUGCAGGUUCAGCGUGAAGGCGGAUUCAAGGGUCCCAUCGAUUGUAUUCGACAGAUCUACCGUAGCCAUGGUUUGGCCGGCAUUUACAAAGGACAGGCGAUCACCAUGGCAAGAGAAGCUCAAGGUUACGGUGCUUACUUUUUCGCUUAUGAAUGGCUGGUGAAGAAAUCGAUGGAACGAUCCGGUUUGAAGCGAUCGGAAUUGCCUACCUGGCAAGUGUGUUUGUUCGGUGCGGCGGCCGGUUACGCCAUGUGGUUCACCAUUUAUCCCAUGGAUGCCGUCAAAUCGAAAUUGCAGACAGAUGGUCUGGAUGCCGCCACCAAGAAAUACUCGUCCACCUUGGAUUGCAUCCGUAAAACCAUGGCCGCCGAAGGCGCCGCAGGCUUCUUCCGCGGUAUUGGUCCCUGUUUGCUCAGAGCCGCUCCUUGCAAUGCUGCUACCUUCUUAGGUUUCGAAAUGGCCAUGCGUGUGAUGAGCUCCGCUUAGAGUCGUUCGUUUUCCAUCGAUAUCUCCUACAUUUUAUUUAUAGAUAGGCAACCUACACACACAAUACAUCCGAUCCACACACAUCCACAUUACAUACAAGAUACAC